Messenger RNA from Lonchura striata (white-rumped munia), 2728 nucleotides. RefSeq names its product RIC8 guanine nucleotide exchange factor A (gene RIC8A). Gene Ontology annotation, cellular component: cytoplasm; plasma membrane. Gene Ontology annotation, biological process: G protein-coupled receptor signaling pathway. The record is from RefSeq and is a predicted model, not a curated record. NCBI's taxonomy places the organism in Eukaryota, Metazoa, Chordata, Aves, Passeriformes, Estrildidae. Gene Ontology annotation, molecular function: G-protein alpha-subunit binding; guanyl-nucleotide exchange factor activity.
UGCCCCCCGGCGCCGGGACCCUCGGGCCGCUCGCCCGGGCCGGGGCGGAAGGGCUGGAAUUCCCUCCCGAGGGAUCCCGGGCCGCAGAGGUCUGUGUGCCGAGCUGCUUUUCCAUCACCCUGGAAAUCCCCUUGCUCCUCUUCUUCUGGGGCUGUGCCAUAGCUGAGCUGUUGGGAUAAUGGAGCUCCAGGCUGUGGUGUCCACGCUGGAAAGUGGGGAGCAGGACACGGUUCUCAAGGUGCUCCAGGUCUACAACCAAGAGAAAUCUCAGUGCUUCAUCUUUGAGGAUGAGGAGCGGGAAGAGAGGAAGAAAAUGGCCCAGCUGCUGAUCAAGUUCUUGGAGAGGGAGCUGCAGCCAUCCUGCCAGGUCACCUGCCUGGAGAGCAUCCGCAUCCUGUCCCGGGACAAGCACUGCCUCGACCCUUUCACCACCAAGGAAGGCCUGAAGACCCUCUCCAGGCACGCCGGCAUCGAUUACUCUGAGGAGCUCAUCCGGGAGGUCCCAGACUUGGAUGUAAUCCUGGAAUCCCUGAAAUGCCUGUGCAACAUAGUGUUCAGCAGCGCCAUGGCGCAGGAGCUGACGGCGGAGGGGCGGCUGGUGGUGGGGCUGGCCCGGCGCAUCAAGCUCUACAAUGAGCGGAGUCUUCCUCACGACAUCAAGUUCUUCGACCUGCGCCUGCUGUUCCUGCUGACGGCCCUCAGGGUGGACAUCCGGCAGCAGCUCGCCCAGGAGCUCCGGGGAAUCAGCCUCAUGACAGACACCCUGGAGCUGACCCUUGGGGUCAAGUGGUUGGACCCGUAUGAAGUUGCCACAGAGGAGGGACUUCUCCCACCUUUGCCUCGUCAGGAGACGGAGCGAGCCAUGGAGAUCCUCAAAGUGCUCUUCAACAUCACCUUUGAUUCCAGCAAGAGGGAGGUGGAUGAGGAAGAUGCUGCUUUGUACAGGCACUUGGGUGCCCUCCUGCGCCACUGCCUCAUGAUCUCUGCCGACGGCGAGGACCGCACCGAGGAGUUCCACAGCCACACAGUCAACCUGCUGGGCAACCUGCCCCUGAAGUGUCUGGAUGUGCUCCUGACUCCCAAAGUGCGGCCGGGCUCGCUGGAGUACAUGGGUGUCAACAUGGAUGCGGUCAGCAUCCUCCUGGACUUCCUGGAGCGGCGCCUGGACAGGGGCCACAAGCUGAAGGAGAGCUUGACCCCUGUGCUGAACCUGCUGACGGAGAGUGCCCGAGUCCACCGGCAGACCAGGAAGUUCCUGAAGGCCAGGGUGCUGCCGCCGCUGCGGGAUGUGCGGAACCGGCCGGAGGUGGGGAAUUCCCUGCGGAACAAGCUGGUGAGGCUCAUGACACACAUCGACACCGACGUCAAGCACUGUGCCGCCGAGUUCCUGUUCGUGCUCUGCAAGGAGAGCGUGUCCCGGUUUGUGAAGUACACGGGCUACGGGAAUGCCGCCGGGCUGCUGGCGGCGCGGGGCCUCAUGGCCGGUGGCCGGGAAGAGGGGGAGUACUCGGAGGAUGAAGACACAGACACGGAGGAGUACAAAGAGGCAAAGCCCAACAUCAACCCUGUGACAGGACGCGUGGAGGAGAAGCUGCCCAACCCCAUGGAAGGGAUGACGGAGGAGCAGAAGGAGCAUGAAGCCAUGAAAUUAGUCAACAUGUUUGACAAGUUGUCCAGGGAGAAGGUGAUCCAGCCCAUGGGCAUCACUCCAAGUGGCAACCUGGCACCCAUGGAGAACGCCAUCCGCAACAUCGCCGACGAGCGCUCGUCCUCCGACUCGGACCUGGGGCUGGACUGACCCAGCUCCCACCCAGCCACGGAGAGCCGGGCUCCAGCCGCUCUCCCUCAGAACUGGUGCUUCACCCAGGGGCUGGCACUGCACCAGGACUCUCUCUGUGGGAUCUGGAUCCAGCCUGGGCCCCUCACAGCCCACCACAUGGAACACCUGCCUCCUUCCCAGCUCCAUAGCCACCUCUCCUUCCAGAGGUCUCCGUGACCUGGCUCCACCUCGGUCUCUCCUGUCAGCAGCCUUGAGGAUUUCACACUCCAAAUUGCUUCCAGGACUCUCCAGUAGGAUUUUUGGUUUUUAAAUAUGUGCUGUUUGGGAAGAAGGGUUAGGGGGAGGCUCUUCCUGCCACUGUGUCAGGGUUCAAUGAUCCUUGAGGCCUCCUGUGUGCACGUGGCUGUGCGUGUGCCCGGUCCCAGCAUGGGGGCUACUCCCCAGGAAUGCUGUGGGAAGGGGGGCUGCCAGAGAGGGGUGUGGGUCUCCAGUGGGAGUGGGAUCCGCAGGGCAUGGUGCAGGCGGCUGUAUCCAUGUCCAUGCACACCCAGAAUGUGUGGGUGAGCAGAGCAGAGCCAGGGAGGCCUUGGAAGCUUCCAGCAUUCCAUUGGCCGCAGGAGAGAGCACGCGGGCAGCUGCCGGGAACACUCCGAUGUCCCUUCCCUGGCACCACCCAGCUGGGUUUGGGCACUCACCUCUCCCCACCUCCCACUUUCCAGACAAAAGGCCAAUACCUGUGCUUUGUCCUUGGCUCAUCCUUGCUGUCCCCAGGUCGCUGUGUCCCACAGGGGCUGCUGUUGAGCCUGGUGUAGAAUUGUCUUUAUUUUUAUUCCUGUUUUCUUUGGAAAGUAAAUCUUCUCAUCUGUCUCAUGUAUCUGAGUUCCCAAACCUCCCGUCAUGAGUAGGAAUGCACAAGUGACGCCAGAAUAAAGCCAACCUGACAUGUGG